GUGAUGAACAACUUAUAUGAUGGCCUUAGGGAAGUCCUGCUUGCUCUUCUGAAAAAUACAGAUACCCGAGAAUGUGUUCUUGAGUAUCUUGCAGAGUUGAUCAAGAGGAAUGCAUCGAGGUCUCAUAUACAGGUGGAUCCACUAUCUUGUGCAAGUUCUGGCAUGUUUUUCAAUUUUAGUGCAGUCAUGCUUCAGCUGUGUGAGCCCUUUCUUGAUGCAAAUCUAACAAAAAGAGACAAAAUUGACCCAAAGUAUGUGUUUUAUAAUAGCCGGUUGGAUUUAAGAGGGUUGACAGCUCUCCAUGCAUCAUCCGAGGAGGUUGCAGCAUGGAUUGGCAAAGAUAAUUGUGAGAAAAUUGAUGGACUUAGUCAUAGAAGUGAUGAAGAGAAUCGAUUAUUACAGUCUCAAGAAGCUACAAGCUCUGGCAAUAGUACAAGUUCUGUUCUUUCUAAAGCCAAGCCACUUUCUAGUUGUGGUGUAAAGAAUAAGUACCCAUUUAUUUGUGAAUGUUUCUUCAUGACUGCACGGGUGCUCAAUUUGGGGCUUCUGAAAGCAUUUUCAGACUUCAAUCAUCUAGAUCAGGUAAGGAUACAGGCUAUGAACAAAUGAAAAAAAGGUUAGGUGCUUUUUAGGGAUGAUUCUCCAUUUUCUAAGAUUAAAUAUUACCAGUUAUAGUGUUCAUGACUUGGAAAAACUCAGCCAAGUUUACUCGAAUUGACUCAAUUCGACAGACUUUCCAGUGAGGU
Magnolia sinica is the source of this 746-nucleotide messenger RNA. RefSeq names its product probable ubiquitin conjugation factor E4. The record is from RefSeq and is a predicted model, not a curated record. Gene Ontology annotation, cellular component: cytoplasm; ubiquitin ligase complex; nucleus. NCBI's taxonomy places the organism in Eukaryota, Viridiplantae, Streptophyta, Magnoliopsida, Magnoliales, Magnoliaceae. The transcript has 3 exons. Gene Ontology annotation, biological process: protein polyubiquitination. Gene Ontology annotation, molecular function: ubiquitin-ubiquitin ligase activity. Bases 4 to 609 code for a protein of 201 amino acids.